GAUCUCCAUAGUUCGAUUUUAAUCGUUAACACGUGUCGAUAUCGAGCCUCAUAGUAUCGCACUAUUUACAGUUGACAAAUUCAUAACCAGAAAGGACUAAAAAUUUAUUAAAAGAAUUUUACAGUAAUAAUAAAGUCGAUCGUGUAAACCAACGCAACGCAAAAUGUAUACUCGAUACUCGCUUCUUGCAAUAGUUAUUUGCUCCUUUUGGCGAAUUAGUUAUGCGAACUUUCCCGAUGAUCCGAAGCCAUGUAGAUUUGGAGAUGAGGAUUGUUUAUUAAAAGCUAUCAACUUUUAUUUACAUGAUAAAAAUCAAGGAGACGCUGCGAUAAAUCUAUUAAAAAUUGAUCCAAUCGAUGCUGGCACAUUUACACUCAAACAGGGGGCUGAUAACCCUGUGAACAUUGAUUUAACAUUUAGCAACAACAAAAUUUACGGCGUUGGUAGUGCCACUGCGUACAAAGUUAGAGGUUUCGGCAAAGAUUUAGCCAAAAAGCACGAGUUACGUUUUAAAGUACCCAAAGCUGAGUUGAUCGGUGACUAUAAAAUUCAAGGACGUGUUUUAAUACUACCCAUUAGUGGUUCGGGAAAAAAUAACAUCACAAUGGUGGAUUCUGAGAUAAUACUUCAAUGGGUGGGUGUGCCGGCGGAGAAGGAUGGUGAAACUUAUAUGAAAACCGACAAGUUCAGAGCAAUCGUUAAGCCCAACAAAGUAAUUUACGAAUUUCAAAACCUUUUCAAUGGCGACAAAGUAUUAGGGGAUAAUAUGAAUUUAUUUUUAAAUGAAAACUGGAAGGAAAUCUUCAAUGAAGUUGAAGCCACAUUUUCCAUAGAAUUAUCUAAGCUGAUGGGAAAUAUUGUCAGUCAAGUUUUUUCAAAAACGCCAUACAAUAAAUUAUUUGUAGAGUAAAUUGAAGAAUAAUAAAAUCGAGAUAUAGUAAAUUGUACAAAA
Anastrepha obliqua is the source of this 952-nucleotide messenger RNA. RefSeq names its product protein takeout-like. The coding region runs from base 164 to 910 and encodes 248 amino acids. The record is from RefSeq and is a predicted model, not a curated record. The transcript has 5 exons. Lineage: Eukaryota; Metazoa; Arthropoda; Insecta; Diptera; Tephritidae.